UUCCCCGUUGGACAACACAACGUCUCAUAAAGCCGAGUAGGUUAUCUCUACGACUUGAGUUCCAUCUUCUGUGCCAUUUGAAAACAACCCAGGCCUGGACUUGCACUGGAAGAACAUCGAAAUGGCAUCGACAAAUGGUCAUACGGCAACCCAUGAUGCGACCACUCCUUCCUUCCGUCAACCUAUCUUCCACUGGACUGAUGCAGGCUCAAAGAAAGCCACAAGACCAGAAGACCCAUACGAGUAUCUUUGUGGCUUUGGCAAUGAGCAUCAAUCGGAGCUUGUCCCCGGUGCUCUACCAAUUGGGCAGAACUCACCUCAGAAAUGCCCCUACGGCUUGUACGCCGAGCAAAUCACAGGCUCGUCUUUCGCUGCAAACCGCGCCAAUACAAUGAGGAAUUUCCUUUACAGACGUCGCCCGGCUGCUGUUCAUCACUCGUACUCGAGAGCGGAGGACAACCCGACCCUUACAGCUUCGUUCCUGCCGAAGAACGAAGAACUUCAUACGAUACCAUCUCAGGUGUCGUGGACCGCCUUUGAAAUCCCACCAAAGUCCGCUGGGGCAGUUGAUUUUACCCAAGGACUGCACACACUCGGCGGAAGUGGGCAUCCACAUCUUCGCGAGGGCAUCGCUUAUCAUAUCUUUGCCAUCAACAAUAGCAUGCCCAACAAAGCUUUCAUGAAUAUAGAUGGGGACUUUUUGCUUGUUGCACAAGAGGGACAUCUCGAUAUCAUGACCGAAUUCGGACAUAUAUAUCUUCAGCCGUCCGAGCUUUGCGUCAUUCAACGCGGUCUCCGCUUUCAAGUCAACAUCGUCGAGAAAUACUCACCCAACGGCGCCCGGGGAUACGUUGUCGAAACAUGGGGCACGAAGUGGGAGCUCCCCGAGCUCGGUCCUCUAGGAGGAUAUGGCCUUGGGAACUCGCGCGACUUUUUGUUCCCCACAGCGGACAUCGACACCAGUUCGACUGGCGAAUGGACAAUUGUGACCAAGCAGCUGCACAAGUAUUACGCCGCUCUCCAGCCUCAUACACCCUUCGACGUGGUCGCUUGGCACGGGAACUACAUUCCCUACAAGUACGACAUGACCAAGUUCGUCGCACAGAAUACCGCAUCCGUGGAUCAUACCGAUCCAUCCAUCAAUACUGUGCUCACGGCGAAAUCUCGAGAUGAGAAUGCACCACUUGCCGAUUUUCUGGUGUUCGGCCCUCGCUGGGAUGUGGCAGAGAACACCUUCAGGCCGCCUUACUUCCACCGAAACUGCGCAUCCGAAUUUUUGGCAAAGAUAUACGGACCCUCAGGAGGUGGCCGCUCGGAAGUCUUCGUGCCGGGAGGUGCGAGCUACGAGUCAGGAUUCACACCACAUGGUAGUAUCGACGAGAAGACCAUCGCCGCCAUGGAUGCCAAGCUAGAGCCCCGGAAGAUAUUCCUCGGUAGCCUCGUCAUCAUGCUAGAGAGCUGCCGGAGCUUACUCUUCACUGACUGGGCAAUGAAGGACUCCGGCGUGUUGGCGGCCGAGGAUAUCUCUGCCGAUGCUUGGGAUGUUAUCCCGGAUCGUUUUGGGGAGAACGAGGAGGCACAAAAAUACCUUCGUGCCAUUGGGAAGUUGUCACCGGUACAGCAAAAGAAAUAAAGGGAGAAUUACUAGCGAUCUUUGAAAGUGCAACAAAGCGUUCAUCUGCUGUCCCACAAGGUGCCAGAAGAGUCUGGAUUGGAGUUACCACGUCAUAUAGGUCUCAGUCAGCUUGAGGAUAUCACCCAUAUGAAUUCGGUCAAGUUGGGGCUGGGAAAGCAGGAUUUUGCCCAGUUGUUGGCCUCGAGCCCAAUUGCCACCUCGUGACAGGAAACGGGAAGACGUGAUGAUUCAGCAGCACCUCUCAGCUUCUUGCUCAUGCUGGCGUCCUGUUCUCGAGGGAUUGCUCCAUUCAGCCCAGCCCAGUGAAAAUAGCAUUAUCAAUACCAAGGCCGAGCAACGAUCGUCUUAGAUCCGCAAAACCGCGUGGGUACGAAGCUGUUUUAUGGGGUUGCUUUCAUAUUCGGAGCUUUUCCUUGGGCAACUGAGUUCAGAAGCAUUUUCAUGCUUG
This is a messenger RNA of Exophiala xenobiotica, 2084 nucleotides long. RefSeq names its product homogentisate 1,2-dioxygenase. Lineage: Eukaryota; Fungi; Ascomycota; Eurotiomycetes; Chaetothyriales; Herpotrichiellaceae. Gene Ontology annotation, biological process: L-phenylalanine catabolic process. The record is from RefSeq and is a predicted model, not a curated record. Bases 122 to 1633 code for a protein of 503 amino acids. The transcript is spliced from 2 exons. Gene Ontology annotation, cellular component: cytoplasm. Gene Ontology annotation, molecular function: homogentisate 1,2-dioxygenase activity.